AUGAAUGAUAAACUUACGAAACCUGUUGAUGUGUUAGAAAUUAAAGCAGCCCUUUUCUCUAUGAAUCCUGAUAAAGCUCCUGCUAUAGAUGGGAUGCCUCCUAAUUUUUUUCAAAAGUUUUGGAACAUUAUUAAAGAAGAUCUGGUCAAGGCUAUUCAAACUUUUUCUCAUACUGGGCAUCUUGUUAAGUCAGUCAAUCAUACAAUCAUCUCCCUCAUUCCCAAAGUCAAAAAUCAUACAUCCCUUAAGCAGUACCGACCCAUCAGCCUCUGCACUACUGUUUACAAGAUCAUAGCCAAAGUCCUUGCUAAUAGACUCAAGCAGGUUCUUCAUCACUGCAUUAGUAAGAAUCAGUCAGCCUUCAUCCCCGGAAGGCAAAUUCUUGAUAAUAUCAUGCUCUCUCAUGAGUUCAUUCAUUAUCUUAAUAACAAAAGGCUAGGCAAAGAUGGUUUUAUGGCUGUGAAAUUAGACAUGUCUAAGGCUUACGACAGAGUUGAAUGGAGGUUUUUGGAUGCUGUGAUGAACAAAAUAGGAUUCAAUGACCGAUGGAGGAAGUGUAUGUCAACAGUCAGUUACUCUUUCACGAUUAAUGGGGAAAUCAGAGAAUAUGUGUCCCCCCGGAGAGGAAUUAGGCAGGGUGAUCCGUUGUCACCAUAUUUGUUCCUCUUAUGCUCAAAAGGACUCUCUAGUCUACUCCACACAGCUACUGAGGAAAAAAGGAUAAGGGGUCUAAAACUCAGUAGACAUAGUCCUACGGUGUCCCAUUUAUUUUUUGCUCAUGAUUCGUUGAUAUUUUGCAAAGCCGACCCAAACAAUGCCAUGGAACUCAGAAGGAUUCUCCUGGUGUAUGAGAAGGGUACUGGACAGAUGAUUAACUUGGAGAAGUCAUCGGUUCUCUUUAGUAGAAAUGUGGUCCAACAAUUACAAUUGGUUAUUUCGCAAGCUCUGGGAGACAUUCAGAUACUUGCUAAAGGGAGAUAUUUGGGGCUUCCAAUGGUAGUUACUCGAUCCAAACACCAGAUAUUUGGGUACAUCAAGGACAACAUUCAACACAGGUUACAAAAGUGGAAAAAUAAGCUGUUAAGUGCGGCUGGGAAAGAGGUAAUGCUUAAGGCAGUAGCUCUAGCCCUGCCAACAUACACUAUGUCAUGUUUCAAGAUUCCUAAAAGGCUGUGUAAGGAUAUAAACUCCACAAUGGCAAAUUAUUGGUGGGGAGAGGUUCCUGCAAAUGCCUCAUGGAUCUGGAAAGGAUUGAUGGGGGCAAGGAAGUUUAUGGUGGAAGGAAUUCGGAGAAGGAUAGGGAAUGGGAAAAGUACCAAUAUAUGGGAUGAUUACUGGAUUCCAAAUGCUCAUCUUGGCAAGGAUGCUGAAAAGAUUUUGAAAAUCCCCAUCAGUUUAGGGUAUAGAGAGGACUGUCACUACUGGAUCCAUGGAACUAAUGGUAUCUACACUGUGGGGUCAGCAUACAGGAAGUUAACUCAGACAAAAAUGCAUCACAAUAAGAAAGGUGGAAUGGAGGAAGCUAGUACAAGCUGGAGCAACCAAAGCCACGGACUCUGGACGUAUCUGUGGAAGCUCAAAGUUAAGCAUAAAGUGAAGAUCUUCCUUUGGAAAUGCCUUAGCCAAGCUCAACCAGUAAGACAUUUAAUAGCCAGCAGGACAAAGCAAGGGGACCCAAUCUGUAGAGGCAGUGAGGAGAGUGAAACAAUUGAACAUGUCUUACUCCGCUGCAGCUAUGCCUCACAAGUCUGGAGGUUAGCACCCAUCCAAUGGGAUGUAACUCUGGACCAACAAAGUUGCUUCAACAGGUGGUGGACCAUGGUGACAGCAGCCAAAGCUCGAAGAGAAGGAAAUGACCAUCUAUCAUUAACAGCAAAUAUCCUCUGGCUGCUGUGGAAAAGCAGAAAUGCAAGAGAGUUCAAUGCUAAGCAGAGGCAGCCAUGGAAAACGGUUCAGAAAGCUCACGAAGAGUGGGCCAAUUCUCAACUUGGUAUUGGGAUCACAUGCGCUGGGAAUUUUCAACACCAGUGUCAAGGGUGGGCGCUACAUGAGAGAAGUGCAGGACAUCAGCUUAUUGAUGGAUUAGAAGCUGUCAAAUUAUUACUCAGUAAAGCCGCUGUCCACCAGUUUGAAAAUAUUGAGGUGCAGUUGGACAAUAAACAAGUCUUUCAUCUCAUUCAGAAUGCCAAAACGCAGGACAUGCGUCUCACAACGCUGCUCGAGGAUAUUCUUACUUUGAAGGCCUUGUUUCAAAUGUGCUCUUUUUGCUUAGUUGAUGGAGAUAAUAAUCAUUUGAGUAAUAGGAUUAGCGCUUAUGCGUUGAAUAUCAGUCAAGAUGAGGAAUUUGAGAUUCCUUAG
This is a messenger RNA of Coffea eugenioides, 2358 nucleotides long. RefSeq lists its product as uncharacterized. Bases 1 to 2358 code for a protein of 785 amino acids. Gene Ontology annotation, molecular function: nucleic acid binding; RNA-DNA hybrid ribonuclease activity. The transcript is spliced from 4 exons. NCBI's taxonomy places the organism in Eukaryota, Viridiplantae, Streptophyta, Magnoliopsida, Gentianales, Rubiaceae. The record is from RefSeq and is a predicted model, not a curated record.